CGGCGCCGACAUGUGGGCAGAACUGGGUAUGCCGAAAUCGAAAAUCAUGGUCGGAAUCCCAACGUACGGCCUCUCCUGGGUGCUUGAGAAUCCUUUACAGUGGACGGUUGGGUGUUCCGCCACCGGACGUGACAAACAUGGCGGCGGUUAUGUCACUUUUCCAGGGGUGUGCGCACUGCUCAAAGACGGCGCACAGCGAGAGUACGACGAGGAAUCGAAAGUCCCGUAUCUGCACAAAGAAAAACUCUGGGUCAGCUACGACGAUCAGGCGAGCGUCGCACUCAAGACAUUGUGGAUUCUGAGCAACGGAUACGGAGGCACAAUGACCUUCAGCUUGAACGCUGACGACUGGGAAGGAAAAUGCGGCAACGGAACUUUCCCACUCCAAAGGGCCAUUGCGCAGUAUGCCACUGGGAACUAUACAAGGUAUACACACCAGGAUCCUUUGAAGUGUUAGAAAUGCGAGCGUUUUGAUAGUGGCAUCUAACGUCUGCAACGCGCUUCGCAAGCCUUCAGGUACCCUUAGCUUGGGCAUUCUAAGAGGCGCACCAUGCAUGGCUCGGGAACAAUCGCAUGCGCCAUAUUCCAGUGAAAUGGGCGAGGCUAGACCAAAUUCUACUGUUUUGAUGACAUCAACAGUGUACUGGCUUUUCUUUCCCUUUCCCAACCGAGCUGGGUCCUGGUUAGGCAAUUCAAAAGCAAAC
Molecule: messenger RNA, 704 nt
Organism: Rhipicephalus sanguineus (brown dog tick)
Lineage: Eukaryota; Metazoa; Arthropoda; Arachnida; Ixodida; Ixodidae
Product: endochitinase-like
Exons: 3
Coding region: 11-457 (148 amino acids)
Biological process (GO): carbohydrate metabolic process; chitin catabolic process
Cellular component (GO): extracellular region
Molecular function (GO): chitinase activity; chitin binding
Source: RefSeq, a predicted model, not a curated record